AUGUCUAAAGCACAAAUAGAUCUUGCUAACUUGGAUUUCAGCCAUACCUACUCAAUUGAAGAGUUCGAAUUAAUUAACGAAAAGCUCAAAACAUGCACCUUAGAAGUCAAUGGGCAACCAAAACCUUGUUCCAAUGCUACAGGCCACUCACUGCAUGGUGGAGAGAUUGUCAGACAGCUUGGUAAUUGGAACAUUCAAACUCGACAAAAUGGUGACGUAAAAACAGCACAAGGAGGGUUUAAUUUCAGUGUUGGAGGUCAAAGAACGAUCAGAGCUCCUGAUGUCUCCUUCACACCCAAAGCAGUAUCUCGACGAUUGACUGAAUUACAACGUUGGAAUUUCCAGGGUCAGCCAUUCACUCCCACGUUCGUUGUCGAGGUUGGAGAUACCCAAAGUAGUACAUCGGCAUUCUGGGAGUUAGAUGACAAAUUUAAGCGCGAAUACUUUGCAGUUGGAACAUCUGUACAACUUGGUUGGUUGAUUGAUCCCAAAAUAGAAGAAUCUGGGUAUACAAGCGGGAUUAACAUGGCAAUGUCUAUCGUCGUGCGGAUGAUUGAGGAAGCAAUUUUACAGGAAUCUUCCGAGACAUCAUCAGUGAAUGAAGAAUUGCAAAUUGAUUGCCCUCUAUGUGGCACAACUUUCUCUGAUCAUUACACUUUCACGAAACAUUAUACAAAUGAGCAUGCUCGUAAACGGCGUAGAACAAAAUAG
Messenger RNA from Acaulospora morrowiae, 711 nucleotides. Lineage: Eukaryota; Fungi; Glomeromycota; Glomeromycetes; Diversisporales; Acaulosporaceae. The record is from the annotation of a GenBank genome assembly.